Rotaria sp. Silwood2 is the source of this 615-nucleotide messenger RNA. Lineage: Eukaryota; Metazoa; Rotifera; Eurotatoria; Philodinida; Philodinidae. The record is from the annotation of a GenBank genome assembly.
AUGGAUUUGGAAUCAAUCACCGAUUAUUUUUCAACAGUAUUAGCUAGUAAUGGAAAUCUUGAUCGAGGAGCAUUAAAAAAUGGAAAUCUUUUAUUCAAUGAUCAUUUCAUUUAUAACAUCACUAUUGCUCGAGAUUACAUAAAGAGAAAAAAAUCGGCAAAAUGUCGCGCUCAAAUGAAAAAACCAGCUGAUAUUUUACAAUCAACAUGCCAAUGUGUCGCUGGAAAAGGUGAGCGAGCGGCAUGUAAACAUGUAGCCGCACUAUGCUUCGCUCUAUUAGAUUAUGAUGAAAAUAAAUUUUACGAAGCAUGCAAGGAGCGACUUCAACAAUGGCACCAACCUACUCGUAAAUCAUCGAAGCCAAUGAAUAUAUUAGAUAUUAACUUUACAUCUCUAAGACACAAUAAAGAAGAAGAAGAUAAAUCAAAAUAUUUAAAAUUUCUCAAAUCAGAUAUUCAUAUAUCUGAAGCAACAACAACUCUACGCCAACUUCUUAUAAAAUAUAAUCAACAGAGCACAGCUGUAGCUUCUAUUACUUUACCUCGACAUGUUACUGAUGGUCGUAUACCACUUUCGGCACGUGUCAUCAAUCAAGUUUCAGCUUUACCAUCCUGA